Messenger RNA from Limulus polyphemus (Atlantic horseshoe crab), 2857 nucleotides. RefSeq names its product calpain-C-like. The coding region runs from base 102 to 2021 and encodes 639 amino acids. The transcript is spliced from 21 exons. Gene Ontology annotation, biological process: proteolysis. Gene Ontology annotation, cellular component: cytoplasm. NCBI's taxonomy places the organism in Eukaryota, Metazoa, Arthropoda, Merostomata, Xiphosura, Limulidae. Gene Ontology annotation, molecular function: calcium-dependent cysteine-type endopeptidase activity. The record is from RefSeq and is a predicted model, not a curated record.
GGCUGUAACUAAAUACUCAGGUGAGAAAUAACACAUAAAAACGACGUACACCUUAGGAGAGCCAGUUUUUGUUCAACGCAUAUCCCAAGUUUUUAUGUCGGAUGGGUGUGAUGUCAGAAAGUGAGAGAUUGAAACAGACACUUUUGAAACGGGGAGAACUCUUCGAAGACCCCGAGUUCCCAGCAGUCCAAUCUUCAAUUUUUUAUCACCAGGCUCCUCCUUUGCAGUUUGUAUGGAAAAGGCCUAAGGAAAUUUGUACCGAUCCUAUUUUUGUUCUCGAUGGUCCCAAUCAACACGACAUCACUCCUGGAAGGCUUGGCGACAGGUGGUUUGUGGCCUGUAUCGGAUGUCUUUCCAUAACCAAGGGCUUAUUCUAUCGUGUAGUACCAGCCGAUCAGAAUUUUCUUCCCAGUGAUUACGCUGGCAUAUUUCGCUUCCGUUUCUGGUGGUCGGGAGAAUGGAGAGAAGUGGUAAUAGAUGACCGACUUCCGACCGUCAACAACAAACUCGUGUUCGUUCACUCGCAGCAUAGCAACCAGUUUUGGGCAGCUCUUUUGGAAAAAGCCUAUGCUAAACUGCAUGGAUCCUACGAAGCACUUAAGUAUGGAUGCUCUCUCGAUGGAAUGGUAGACUUGACUGGUGGAGUGACGGAAAGUAUCAGCGUCCGCCAUGAUUCCACAGCUUGUGGAAGAAUCCUCUCUAAGCUUCUCAGUAUGACUGAUAUUGUGACAGCAGUAGUAUACCAGCAGACGCAGAUGGCUGUUGAAAAGGUAGAGCUAGUGAAUGGUGAUCAAAUUCAGCUGGUAAGACUGAGAAAUCCACUUGGAACCAGCUCAGACUAUGUGGGAAGUUGGUCUGAAAACUCAUCAGAGUGGAAUGAAGUUUCAUCAGAAGAAAAACAAAUAAUAAUGUACAGAUCAUUUGGUGAUGGAGAGUUCUGGAUGAACUAUCAAGACUUUGUGAAAACUUUUUCCACAUUAGAAGUUGUAUAUCUCGACACUGAAACCAGUAAGGAUGAGCCCACUUUUCGAACUAAGACCCCAUGGCACAUGAAGCUUUGUCAUGGACACUGGCUUCGGGGAGUAUCUGCUGGUGGAUGCAGAAAUAAUGCAGACACCUUUCAUGCAAAUCCACAAUAUCAGCUGAUUCUGUCAGACACUCAAGAGGUUUUGAUUUCUCUCAACCAGCAUUCUGUUCUUGAGCCCAAAGUAAUUGGAUUUAGUCUCUAUCAGAUGUCCAAAUCUUCUUGUGAAAUGCUAGGAAGAUCAUUUUUUAAGAAGAUAAAGUCACUGGUGAACUCCCAGUAUAGCAACAGUAGACAGAUAUCUAUGAAAUGUCAUCUUGAGCAAGGUGGUUAUGUACUUAUACCAACAACCUUUGAACCAGGACAAGAAACCAGCUUUACUUUACGUGUCUAUUCAACCAAGUUGAUCAAAUUAAAAUUACUUGACUGUAUACCUGCAGCUGUGAAACCAGCCAUUAUGAAGGCUCCACCAUCAUUUGAUAGUAAGGUCAGCUCAUAUGAAACUAUUUUCUUGCAACUGGCAGAUGAGCACAAGUCGGUGAAUGUAUUUGAACUUCAAGAACUACUAGAAGCGUGUCUUCCAAAUGAUUAUGUGAAAAGCUGUGCUAAUCUUGAAGUGUGUCGACAGAUGGUCCUCACUCUGGAUAAAGUCGGCAGUGGUCGAUUGAAGUUUACUGAUUACAAGAAUCUGAUGUGUAGCCUUAAGUAUUGGCAGACAACUUUCAAGAAUCAUACCAAAGGAACAACUGGAAUACUUAGAGCAGAGAGGCUCAAAGAAGCCCUGUUCGACAUAGGAUUUCAGUUGAACAUGGAGUCUCUCUCACUUCUUGUGUUUCAUUAUAUGAGAAAAGACGGAACAUUACGAUUUGGAGAUUUUGUGUCUUGUAUUUUACGGUUAUCAAUGGCAUUUGCGAUAUUUGAGAGGAAGGACCCAUUACAGAAUGGUUACAUCAAGCUUAACCUUUCAGAGUGGCUGAAAGUUUCUCUGCAGUACUGAAAAGAUUGAAGAAUCAGUGAUGUUUUACUCUACCUCAAGACUUAAUUAAUCUGCAAGAUGUAUCAGCGGCACUUCAAUGUAAUAUUAAUCUCUUGGCAUGUAAAUAACUUCAGAAAAACAGAUGUUAGUAAAUUACUUGUAAUUCUUAUAUAUUUAUGUAUAUUAUGCCAUAAGUUGGGAAACAAUAUCAUUCUUAUUAGUACAGUUGACAUUUAUUAAAAAUAUUGUCAUAGCAUAAUACAUUUAUAGGGAUGGAAAUAGUUUUUUUUAAAUCAGAAUUAUAAUUUGACUUGCUCAAAAUUUAACACAUUAAAAACUUGACUGUUAAUGUUUCUUGUUAUGCAUACAUAAUAAUUUUGCUGAUGUUAUAUUCUGUACUUGCUAAGGUUUUUUAAACUCUUGGGUUAAGAUAAAAGUAAAAAUUAAGUGAUAUUUUUGUGAAAGGUUUACUGUAACAAUAAUAUCAAUAUCUUCAUAUCAAAUCGCCCACCAGUGUCACAGUAGUAUGUCUGCAGACUUACAAUGCUAGAAACCGGGUUUCGAUACCUAUGGUAGGCAGAGCACAAAUAACCCUUUGUGUAGCUUUUUGAUUAACUACAAACAAACAAACCAUAUCAAAUCUUUGUUAGUAAUUUGUAGUGUUAAAUCCACAUUUAUCUAAACAUUUUUUAUUUCCUUUUUAUAUUGUGAUGAAAUAUAAAUUGCAUAUUAACUCUUAGAUACUACCAGAAAUCCUGCAAAAUCUAAUUUUUAUUUGCAGUUAUAUUUCAGUCAUCAUAUCAAAUCAUAUUUUGUAGUUUGAUAAUGUGCCUUGAUAUUAUAUAACUUAAAAAUAU